Molecule: messenger RNA, 303 nt
Organism: Cylicostephanus goldi
Lineage: Eukaryota; Metazoa; Nematoda; Chromadorea; Rhabditida; Strongylidae
Source: the annotation of a GenBank genome assembly
AUGACCCAAUUAUUCACGUCUGGGCUAGCUUUGAUAGCAUUUCUCGUCUGUGGAGGUGUGGAGACAUGGUACGCAACAGGAUUCGAUCAUAUGUCGUUUUUCAUCAUGGCUAUUGGUAAUGGUGUGGUCUCUGGCUGCGCAGGAUUACCUGGCUGUCAAAUUCAAUUCGUCGUCAAGGGCUGGGCCGUUGCUGCUGCAUUUUACUUCUUGGGCGGAUUGCUUUACCUGAUCGAUAUGGGAUUAGUGUUUGCUAAAAAAGACAAGGAAUCGGAAAUGAAUCAACUUCUGAUAACUUGCCUUUAA